AUGAGCAACCUGCUGCUUAUAUUCCCCUCUCUGUCUCGCUCUCCCUGGCGGCCAUCACAACAACAGCAGCAGCAGCCAACACACCCUCCACCGCCGAUGCAGCAGCAGCAGAGACUGCACCACCGCCACCACUUGCUGCUGAACACAUUCCCCAACCAACCAACAAACAACCCAUCGCCCACUGCUGCUGGCAGAAGCUGGCUGUUUGCAGCUGGGAACAGGUGGCGACAGCACAAGUUGCAUUUUCAGCUGGAAGCAGCAGCAGCAGAGGUGAUGCACACGCGCAAGCAGGAUGAGGGAAAUGUCGAGGAUAUUUGUCACGCGUACCAGCUGCACUCGCCUCACACAUGGCAUCGGCGACUGUGUGAGGAUCGUUUGAGGAUGAUGGGCGAUGCACACAUGAUGGAUUGGAGGAGCAGCUGCGGACACACACGUCCAUGGUCAUGGCGGGCACAUCCAACCACAGCGACGCAAUCAUGUGCAGGUCUUCGCUGUCACCGCCACCACCACCAUCACCAUCGACUGCACAGCCGCCAUCACACCCAGCUGACACCAGCCUCAAUCUGGCGUGAGGCAGACAAUGCACAUGUCAGUCGCUCUGACGAAGAGGAGGCGCAUGAAGCGGUGGAACCAACGACGAUGACGGUGACGGGUGAUGGAGGCCAUGCAUCGUCUCCAUCCAACCGACCGGCCAAGCAGCCGAGCGAGCGAGCAAAUGGACACGGCCAGUACCAGCAACAGCUGAUGUGUGGCUGCAUUGUGGAUGAACUGGCCUUCCGUCUCUCGUCCAUCUCCACCUCGUUGUCGUCGUCACUGGUCACCAACAGCAGCGGCUGCGACCAUGGAUAUGGAGGUGGGAUGAAUGGCGGUGGUGGUGAUGUGGGCGAGUGUGAUGUGCGUCGAUGCGCCGUUGCCUCGCGUGACGACGACGACGAUGGUGGUGGUGAGUGGGCAGUGGCCGUUCUCUUCCCAAGCCCUCAUGACACGAGCAGGGCGAUACACGCACACACAAAU
Messenger RNA from Salpingoeca rosetta, 1014 nucleotides. RefSeq lists its product as uncharacterized. The transcript has 10 exons. Lineage: Eukaryota; Choanoflagellata; Craspedida; Salpingoecidae. The record is from RefSeq and is a predicted model, not a curated record. The annotation marks the transcript as partial.